Molecule: messenger RNA, 1367 nt
Organism: Thalassophryne amazonica
Lineage: Eukaryota; Metazoa; Chordata; Actinopteri; Batrachoidiformes; Batrachoididae
Product: keratin, type I cytoskeletal 14-like
Exons: 8
Coding region: 14-1072 (352 amino acids)
Molecular function (GO): structural molecule activity
Source: RefSeq, a predicted model, not a curated record
AGCGCGCGUCCACAUGUCCAGAAGCGUGCGUGUUUGGGGAGCAGGAGGCGGCAGGAGCCCCACGGGCAGUUUGAUGGAGAGGCUGUCCGUGUACGUGGGCAGGAAGAGACAGCUGGAGAGACACAACCAGGAGCUGGAGGAGGAGAUCACGGAGAUCUUAACCAGGAGGGAAACUCCUGAGGAGCGUGACUGGGAGGAGGUGCAGAAACCGCUGGAUGGUCUCAGGACCAAGGUCAGAGAGGUGACUUUGGAAAAUAACAAGCUCCUGCUUCAAGUUGACAGCAUCAAACAGGCCACUGCAGACCUUAAGACAAAGCUGGAGGUUGAGCAGCAGGUGCAAUGGAUGAUCGAACAAGACCUAGUGGGUUUGAAGAAGAACAUAGAUGAAAUCAAGCUGAACCGCUCACACCUGCACAAACAGAUUGAGUUUGUGAAGGAGGAGACGCUUCACUUCAAGAAAGAGCACAAACAUGAGGUUGAUAAGCUGCAUGAGAAGAUCAAGGACUUCCAUGUGAAGGUGGAAGUGGAUUCUCAGGAUUCCGGCCUCAACAAGACCCACGUCCAGUGUGACAGACUGGUUAAGAAGAACAUGAAGGAAGGUGAUGAUUGGUACCAGAAGAAGCUUGACACCAUCAAAGCGGAGGUGGCACAAAACACAGAGGCCUUGCAGUUUGGACAGAUGGAGCUCAACAGUCUUCUCAGAGACAAACGUCAUGUGGAGAUUAUGAUCCGGGCCAAGCUCAGCACGAUCUGUUUUCUGGAAGAAAAACUAAAGGAUGUCAAAGGGGAGUACAAUCACAAAUUGGUACAAGCCAACCAGAUUAUUCUGGGUUUAGAGGGAGAGUUAAAGCAGGUGAGGAUGCAGAUGGAUUACCGGAUGAAUGACUACCACCUCCUGAACGACACGAUGAUGCUGGAGAAGGGCAUCAGCAGCUACCAGGAACUGAUGCAGGGCAUAACCACUGAUACAAACAGUUCGCAGUUGGCUUCAGAGGCUCUGCACAGUGGCCAGCACAAGAGUGAUCACAAGGUGACACAGGAGGAGGUCCCUACUGAGGAAGAAAACACUUAAUCCAGCAAAAACCAGCAAGUGCAGGAUGGAGGCCUCUAUGAAGCUGAGAUGGUUGCCGUUAGCACAGUAGAGUCCAUCACGAUAAGCAACGAUCCCAAAACCAGGAAGAGUUCAUCGUCUUCCAACUCAUCCUCCUCUGACAAUGAAGAUAAAAAGCAAAACAAGGAAGUCCCAGACGUUUGAGCUUGUCCCGUCUCCUCUCCAUCACCUGAACGAGUAUUUGCCCAACCUGUGCCGUUAAAUUGAAGUUGUAUUGCUGUACUCAUACAUCAAUGGAAUAAAUUUGUUUUCAUGU